Bemisia tabaci is the source of this 828-nucleotide messenger RNA. Its product is annotated as DAZ-associated protein 2. NCBI's taxonomy places the organism in Eukaryota, Metazoa, Arthropoda, Insecta, Hemiptera, Aleyrodidae. The record is from RefSeq and is a predicted model, not a curated record.
AGAAGUCGAUUUGUAUGCUUGAUGUACCUUCCCUCCGCUCCGACGGGCGCCAUCUUGUUCUUGUUGAUGCAUUUUUCGACUGUUAGUGUGCGGCUCUUUUUAUUUGAUCUUUCCAUUUUAGAAUUAGUUAAUUUUCAAUGGCUGACAAGAAAGUAGUACCUGCGUAUCCUGGAACUCCUCAGGGUCCACCAACAGCUGGAUAUGUUCCAGCCGGUCCACACAACCCUACGGCAGGUUACCCUGUGUCGUCUGUACCGGUGUCAACUCCGUAUGGCGUGAUAGCUAAUGGCCAGUUGUAUACCACUCCACAAGUUCCCCAAGUUCCUCCCGGUUAUGAUCAAGCCGUACUCAACCAGGCGCUACUCCAACAGCAACAGCAACAGCAGCAGCUAUAUUCACCUCAAUCAGCUUUGGCUGCAGCAGCCAUGGCACAGUUGUAUGCAGCUCAAGGUAUGCACCCCUACGUAAAUUAUGCAAGCAUUCCUGGAUAUGCUCAAAUAGCUGCACAUCCUCAGUCUUCAGCAGCAGCAUAUUACCCUGGUCUUACAUAUGCCUAUCCUCACCAACUGCGCCCCACCAUUAUCUUACCUAAUGGAUAUGACCCAGGUGCAAGGUUUGAUGGUAUAGGACAACCGGUAAUCCCUCCCACUCCUCCUGGAGUUGCCCCUAAUGCUGCACAGUUAGCUGCAAUGGCAGCAGGACAGCACGUUGCUCUUACACAAAUUCUCCAUGAGCGCAGAGAGUGAUAGAAAUAGUUUUAACAGUUUGAAAUGUGUUUGAUUUCAUGUGCCGAUCAUCAAGGAUUCAUCUCAAGUCAACAGUGAUAAA